AUGAGUCUCAAGAUGGACAACCGGGAUGUUGCAGGAAAGGCUAACCGGUGGUUUGGGGUGGCCCCCCCCAAGUCUGGAAAAAUGAACAUGAACAUCCUUCACCAGGAAGAGCUCAUUGCUCAGAAGAAAAGGGAAAUUGAAGCCAAGAUGGAACAGAAAGCCAAGCAGAACCAGGUGGUCAGCUCACAGCCUGGAGAAAUUACAAAUGCAAACGACUCCUCCUCCAUUUCCAACAAAUUUGCCAACGAUGGCAGCUUCCUGCAGCAGUUUCUGAAGUUGCAGAAGGCGCAGUCCAGCACAGAUGCCCCUCCCAGUUCAGCCAGUGCUCCUCCAAGCACACCCACCCCCAGCGCUGUGAAGAGGCCCCUCCUGAUCAGCAAGCGGGCAAGCCUAGGGCUGGGCGGCCCACCAGGCCUAGGGAAGACAUACUCACAUGCCAAGCAGCUCCCUGUGGCCACCCGGCCAAGCGUCUUCCAGUCCCCAGAUGAUGACGACGAGGAGGACUACGAACAGUGGCUGGAGAUCAAAGUUUCACCCCCAGAGGGAGUCGAGACUCGGAAAGUGAUAGAGAAACUGGCCCGCUUUGUGGCGGAAGGCGGCCCUGAGCUAGAGAAGGUGGCCAUGGAGGACUACAAGGACAACCCUGCCUUCUCGUUUUUGCAUGAUAAGAACAGCAGGGAUUUCCUCUACUAUAGAAAGAAGAUAGCUGAGAUGAGGAAGGAGGCACAGAAGGUGCAGACAGCCUCUCAGAAAGUUUCACCCCCAGAGGAUGAAGAGGCCAAGAACCUUGCAGAAAAGUUGGCCAGGUUCAUAGCGGAUGGGGGUCCAGAGGUGGAGACCAUUGCACUCCAGAACAACCGUGAGAACCAGGCCUUCAGCUUUCUGUAUGAACCCAACAGCAAAGGGUACAAGUACUACCGCCAGAAGCUGGAAGAGUUUCGGAAGGCCAAGGCCAGCCCCACAGAUCCCCCCAUCGCCCCUGACCUUGGCUUGAAGAGCCAGUCCCCCCCUGAGGCCCUGUCAGCAUCCGUGCUUCCCACUGCCACCUGCCCAGCCUCAUCUGCCACCACCGCACCCUCUACCACCCCUGUACCCAACACUGUCCUGGCCACUGCCCCUGGGAAGCCAGCCACUGCAGCCACCACAAAGAGGAAGCGGAAGAGCCGCUGGGGGCCUGAGGAGGACAAAGUAGAGCUCCCACCCGCCGAGCUGGUGCAGAGGGAUGUGGAUACUGCCCCCUCGCCACUGUCAGUUCAGGACCUCAAGGGGCUUGGCUAUGAAAAGGGGAAGCCUGUGGGCCUGGUGGGUGUCACAGAGCUAUCAGAUGCCCAGAAGAAGCAGCUGAAGGAGCAGCAGGAGAUGCAGCAGAUGUAUGACAUGAUCAUGCAGCACAAGCGUGCCAUGCAGGACAUGCAGCUGCUGUGGGAGAAGGCACUGCAGCAGCACCAGCAUGGCUAUGACAGUGACGAAGAGGUGGACAGUGAGCUGGGCACCUGGGAGCACCAGCUGCGGCGCAUGGAGAUGGACAAGACUCGGGAGUGGGCCGAGCAGCUAACCAAGAUGGGCCGGGGCAAACACUUCAUUGGAGACUUCCUACCACCAGAUGAACUAGAGAAGUUCAUGGAGACCUUCAAGGCCCUAAAGGAGGGCCGGGAGCCUGACUACUCAGAAUACAAGGAGUUCAAGCUGACGGUGGAGAACAUUGGGUACCAGAUGCUGAUGAAGAUGGGCUGGAAGGAGGGCGAAGGCCUGGGUUCUGAGGGCCAGGGCAUCAAGAACCCCGUUAGCAAGGGCACUACCGCUGUAGAUGGUGCUGGCUUUGGCAUUGACCGACCGGCUGAACUUUCUAAGGAGGAUGAUGAGUACGAGGCUUUCCGCAAGAGGAUGAUGCUGGCCUACAGGUUCCGGCCCAACCCCCUGAACAACCCCCGGCGGCCUUACUACUGA
Molecule: messenger RNA, 1947 nt
Organism: Orycteropus afer afer
Lineage: Eukaryota; Metazoa; Chordata; Mammalia; Tubulidentata; Orycteropodidae
Gene: SUGP1
Product: SURP and G-patch domain containing 1
Exons: 14
Coding region: 1-1947 (648 amino acids)
Biological process (GO): RNA processing
Cellular component (GO): nucleoplasm
Molecular function (GO): RNA binding
Source: RefSeq, a predicted model, not a curated record